This is a messenger RNA of Phaeoacremonium minimum UCRPA7, 2076 nucleotides long. Its product is annotated as putative iq calmodulin-binding motif protein. The record is from RefSeq and is a predicted model, not a curated record. The transcript has a single exon. Gene Ontology annotation, molecular function: protein binding. Lineage: Eukaryota; Fungi; Ascomycota; Sordariomycetes; Togniniales; Togniniaceae. The coding region runs from base 1 to 2076 and encodes 691 amino acids.
AUGGCGCAGGACACCUCCUCUGGGGAGCAUCCCAAUGAACAGCACCCUACGUCAUCCGUCCCACAGGGAGCUUCGUCCUCGACGGCCCCUCUGACCCCGCCACAGAGCCCGCCUGCUGUGGUACAGCAGCAGCAGCAGCAGCAGCAAGACAACGCCUCGGCCUCGAGGGUGUCACUGAGCACUACACGAUCGGCGCGCUCGCACAGCAAGGCCUACAUGGACUCGCUUGUGCCCCCGUCGAACGAGGAGUUCGCGCGCAUCUCCAACGUGCAAGCCGACCGGGAGACGCAGCAGAAGCGGCGCUCGCGCGACCUCCAGCGCGAGCCCAAGUCUGCAGAUCUCCCGCGCCCCGACGAGCGGCCCAAGUCCUCCCACAGCCGCGGCGGCAGCCAUGGCCGUCGCUUCGGCCUGUUCGGACAGGGCUCCGGCCCCGGCCCCGGCUCCGGCGCGGACGACGCGCAGCGCGCCAAGGCCGCCGCGGUUAUCCAGCGCACGUACAGAGGCUAUCGCACCCGCCGGGAGAUGAAGGGCCUCGGCCUCAACGCCUCGACCCGCUGGGUGCAGGCUGUCCGGGAGGCGCAGUUUAGGGAGCUGACGAGGCCGAGGGCGCGUCCGGGCGUCGGCGAUGAUGCCGUCGCGGCGGGCGAGAGGGCACACACGGUCCUGGACCAGCCGCCGGACGAGAACGCUGCGAGUCGCACGUCGACGGCGAGGCACAACUGGAAGAAAGCCGCGACCAUUGCGCGGCGCGCUGGUGGCGACGUGGAUGCUGAUGAUGACGAGUCUUCCUCGAGUUCGUCUUCAUCGUCGUCGGACUCGUCAUCUGGAGACUCCGCUUCGUCCGAGCAGAGGGAGGCUGCGCGAAAGCGAAGAGAGGAGGCGAAAGCUGCGCGCCGCAAGACUGCGAAGAUGAUGGGCUUGCAGUACUUCUUGGAGAUGGUCGAUCUUAAACAUAGAUACGGAUCGAACUUAAGGAUGUACCACGAGGAGUGGCAGAAGGCCGAUACAAACGAGAAUUUUUUUUACUGGCUUGACUAUGGCGAAGGGAGAAAUAUCGAUCUCGCUGCUUGUCCUCGCGAGCGCCUAGAUAGGGAACAGGUCCGAUAUCUAUCGAGAGAUGAGCGGCAAUACUACCUCGUACAAGUCGAUGCGGAGGGCAGGCUUAUCUGGGCGAAGAAUAAGGCGAGGAUAGAUACCACCGAGAAGUGGAAGGAUAGCAUCCAUGGUAUUGUCCCAGCAGACGACCCGACGCCGGCCUUCCAACCAGUAUCCGGGAACGAAACUCGACUGCUUGGAGACUCUAGUAGCGGGGAGAGCUCUGACUCUGAGGUUUCGGAAUCUGAACUGGAGGCGGCGCAGGCUGCCAAGUAUGCGACCGACUUUGAUAACGCGAAAGGCGUGAAGAAGGUCACACAUAUGUCUGCCAGUACCAUCUUCAACAAGCUCUUGCGCAAGUCAGUCCGCAAGAACACCUGGAUCUUCGUCGCCGACACGAGCUUCCGGCUUUAUGUGGGUAUCAAGAAUUCUGGCGCUUUCCAGCACUCGUCCUUCCUCCAGGGUUCUCGCAUCUCCGCCGCGGGACUGAUCAAAAUCAAGAACGGGCGUUUAACCUCACUGAGUCCGCUGAGCGGACAUUACCGCCCGCCAGCGUCCAACUUUCGCGCAUUCGUGAAGUCUCUCAAGGAAGAAGGCGUCGACAUGAAGCACGUGUCCAUAUCCAAGUCUUAUGCGGUCUUGGUUGGGCUCGAAGCAUACAUCAAGACGCAGCAGAAGGGAAAGAGCUUCAUCAAGAAGAUUACGCACCGUCGCGACAAGCUCGUCAAGCCGGAAGAGGUCGCCCGGCGCGAGGAGGACGAAAAGGACAAGUCGCAGAGCGCAGCUAAGGAAAGGGAGUUCCUGGAGCAGCAGAGGAAAGAGGAGGAGAAAGAGCGCGAGGAGAACAGAGCGACUGUUCAGUUAAUGCAAAAGAUGCGAAUAUCGCCAAGGGUACCGGCAGGUCAAAAAGGAGAUAGUAAUAGGGAAGAACCGGACGCUGAUUUGGCUGCAGUAGACACGAACACACGCUUAGAAAAGUAG